This is a messenger RNA of Fusarium proliferatum ET1, 438 nucleotides long. RefSeq lists its product as uncharacterized. The transcript has a single exon. The record is from RefSeq and is a predicted model, not a curated record. Bases 1 to 438 code for a protein of 145 amino acids. NCBI's taxonomy places the organism in Eukaryota, Fungi, Ascomycota, Sordariomycetes, Hypocreales, Nectriaceae.
AUGCUGGACCCGGAGGUACUCAAAAGCCAAAGCCAGCCGGACGAUAUACCAUCCAGUCCUGCUACUACUCUCAGCAAUGACAACACGAGCGAUGGGGGGUCUACCACCAGUUUGUCCAAAUAUGAUAGAUCCUCGGAUAUUGAAGAAGAAUCUGUGGAUGGCUCAGCAAAUCAAGAAGUUUCAAUGAACCAGACAGGUCCCGCCUCAAAUGAAGGUGCAGAUCUAACGAAGUUCACCUUAAAGAGUCUUUUGUUAGGCGAAGAACUCAAGAGGCUCCAAGUCUGGAAAACAUCGUUCUCCAACGAGGAGCUGGAUAUGCUACCGACUAUCGACCACGAAGUUGCACAGAGCGUACUAAAAUGCUUGACGAGCGUGGCCAGCAUACUGAUCGAAGGAUCAAGUCAGUCUCCCCUCCUUCUAAUCCUUAACCGCACGUAG